Molecule: messenger RNA, 2000 nt
Organism: Doryrhamphus excisus (bluestripe pipefish)
Lineage: Eukaryota; Metazoa; Chordata; Actinopteri; Syngnathiformes; Syngnathidae
Biological process (GO): peptidyl-aspartic acid hydroxylation
Cellular component (GO): endoplasmic reticulum; membrane
Molecular function (GO): peptidyl-aspartic acid 3-dioxygenase activity
Source: RefSeq, a predicted model, not a curated record
GUGAUUGGUUGCGAGGGUCGUCACUCUGACUCAAACGGUAUGGUGAAUUUUUAAGAGGCUGCUAUAAACUGUUGUAUUUCUUUUAGAAACACACCUCCCAACCAAGCUGGUCCCGCUGCACAAAUCAUGGCAACCAAGAAAAACGCCAAAAUCAACCUCAAAUCUAAAGAUACUACUAAGGUCCAGGCACCAAGCAAGAAAGGAAAGAAGGCGGAUUCGUCUUCCGCUAGCAGCACGUUCUUCACCUGGUUUAUUGUUCUUGCCCUAUUGGGUGUCUGGACAUCCAUAGCUGUGGUGUACUUCAACCUGGUUGACUAUGAGGGUGUUCUCGGUAAGCUGGUGGCGUACGAUAAAGACGGGGAUGGGGACUUUGACAUUGAGGAUGCCAAAAUUCUGCUCGGACUGCAACAGAAGACGCUAGACGCUGCUUUCCCUGAUGACUUUGCUGCUGACCCCGUGGUGACGUCUGAUCCUGAACCUCCAGUCGAGGAACUCGACCAGGAACCUGUUGAGGUUGCUUCCCACUAUGAAGAUGCUGCUGAGCCCGUGGAGACAUAUGAUCCUGAACCUCCAGCUGAGGACAUCGUGGAGCCUGAUCCCGAGCCUGUGGAAGAUGACUGGGAAGCCGUGGAAGUGGAUGUACUCAGAACAGAUGCACUGCCUGAGGAUUCGGCUGUGGAGGAACCUGUACUUCAACAAGAACCUCAGGUUGAAGAGGAACCGGAAACUGCGGAGCCUCCUGAGGUGUUUGAGGAGGAUCCUGAGGUAGUGGAGGAGGAGCCUCUCGCCGUUGAAGCGGCCCCCAAAGAGGAACCUCCUGCCGGACACGACGUCGAAGAAUCGGCAGAAUAUACGGAGGAACCCGCCGCAGAUGACGUAGCAAAUGAGGAAGUCUUGUCCGAGGACCACGUGGAAAUGGCCGACGCCAUUAUGGAGACCGCAAACGAGGAGGAGGAGGAGGCAGCCGACCAAGGCGUGGAGGAGGUCCCUUACGAGGAGCCGUCAUACGAUCCCACCGAAGAAGAGUCUGAUCCUUUAGAUACCGAAGAGCAGGCAUCUCCAGCAGAAGAAGAAGACCAAGCGUUGCCCUCAGAGGAUGAUCUUUAUGAUUCCAUGGAGGAGCCCGCAGUAGUAGAAGAAGAGGAGGAGGCUGCUCCCUUUGAGGCGGAAGCAGAGGAGUAUAAGGAGGAGGCUGCUCCCUUUGAGGCGGAAGCAGAGGAGUAUCAGGAGGACGCUGCUCCCUUUGAGGCGGAAGAAGAGUACGAGGAGGAGGUUGCUACCUUUGAAGCGGAAGAAGAAGAAGAGGAGGCAUACCCAGAAGUGGAAGAAACUCCAGAUGUAACGGAGGAGAACAGGGAAGCGCCUUCAUCCGAGUCCAUAGUCGAACACGCGCUCGCCGAAGACGAAGCAACGACAAACGACGCAGCAGAAGAAGAAAUGGAAGAAGUAGCAGACUCUCCGUUAGAAGAGACAGAAUGGCGGAGUGAACAAUAGCGGGCGCGUGGGUACGUUUCUAAUGUAUAUUUUUUUAAUCCUGGCGUUGAUCACCCUAACACUAGUAGCCAGCAGCGAGUUCCAGACCUCAGUCCUUGUCAUUUUUAUGUCUUUUAAUGUGAAUGGGGCAGACAGACGUACAGUUCAGGUCAAAUGAUGAGCCCUCGGGUAGGUAAAUGUGGUAUAAUGCUGUUCAAGAAAUACCAUGAAAUCAAACUUUAUUUUCAAUGACAUGGGGCGAUAAUCAUUUUGAACAACUGUACAGUGUCACAAGUCUGUAAGUUAUUGUUUUAGAGAUAUUUAUUAAUACAAUGGAUUUGUGGAGAGAAAUGAUAAACGACAGAAAGACCAGUGGAAAUAUGCAAACAAACCUGACUGUUUUUGUUAUUUUUUUUAAAUUUACCUUAUUGACAAUAGGUAAGAAUACUUUUGGAUAUAGAUUUUUCUUUGUAUGUUUUGGUACUAGGGACCAUGUGGGUGCUGAAUAAAUUGUUGGUUGUGAUCCA